AUGUCUAACAUGAAGGCUGUGUCGUUUGUGCAGGUUUGCUCCACCAGGUCCACGGAGAAGAUCUCCAAGCAGGCUUAUCACAAAGGUGUUGUCAUAGUGACGUGUCGAGGAUGUAACAAUCACCACAUCAUCGCUGAUAACCUCAACUGGUUCUCUGACCUAGAUGGGAAGAGGAACAUUGAGGAAAUCCUCGCUGCCAAAGGAGAGAGCGUGAAGAGGAUUGAAGGAAGCGCUGCUCUGCAGAUCAUGAUGGACGAAGACGCAGAGAAACCAGACAAACAAUAAAGCUAGAGGUGUUUUUAUAAUGUGUGUGU
Molecule: messenger RNA, 314 nt
Organism: Larimichthys crocea (large yellow croaker)
Lineage: Eukaryota; Metazoa; Chordata; Actinopteri; Sciaenidae
Gene: dnlz
Product: DNL-type zinc finger
Exons: 2
Coding region: 1-285 (94 amino acids)
Biological process (GO): protein folding; protein stabilization; protein import into mitochondrial matrix
Cellular component (GO): mitochondrion
Molecular function (GO): protein-folding chaperone binding; zinc ion binding
Source: RefSeq, a predicted model, not a curated record